Molecule: messenger RNA, 1033 nt
Organism: Quercus robur (English oak)
Lineage: Eukaryota; Viridiplantae; Streptophyta; Magnoliopsida; Fagales; Fagaceae
Exons: 3
Coding region: 109-678 (189 amino acids)
Source: RefSeq, a predicted model, not a curated record
UCCAUAGCCACUCACCAUUUCUUCAAAGAUAGUCCUAUAAUGUUUUUCUUAAUUAGUGCCUUAAAGACCUCUCGCUCAGAAAAAAAAUUGAAACUUUAGUGCUAAACAAUGAUCACAAGUCCAACAUUUCAACCUCUAUGUAACACUGUCACCUUUUUAGUCCCUCCAACUUUUCCGGGUUCUUCUGCUUUCUUGCAAAACUCCAUAAAAAACCCAUGUAGAAAAAGGAGGGAAUCCAAGUGUUAUAGAGAGAGAUUGGUUGGUAAGAGAAGGGGAGAGAUUGUGUGUUGGGCAUUGCUCCCAGUGGACCCAUGGGCACCCAACAUUGAUUCACAGAGUAUAGCUUCACAGCUCUUUGCUUUUUCUUUGUUUCCCUACCUUGGUUUCUUGUACUUCAUCACUAAAUCCAAGUCUGCUCCAAAGCUCACCCUCUUUGGAUUCUACUUCUUGCUCGCCUUUGUGGGGGCUACCAUUCCUGCUGGAAUUUAUGCAAAGGUGCAUUAUGGUACUUCCUUGUCUAACGUGGAUUGGUUACAUGGUGGAGCUGAGUCACUUCUUACUUUGACCAACUUAUUUAUUGUGAUGGGAUUGAGAGAGGCUCUUAGGAGAGCUCGAGCUACAAAACAAAACACAUCUAAUUCUGCUGCGGGGUUGAAAGAAGAGAGGCGUUCCAUAUAGGAAGAGAAGAUUUAGUUGUCCAUUUGGUUUUGUUGUCUUUCUCAUUAUCUUCCCAAAGCACCACAUUAGCUGCUCUGUUCUGGCUGAUUUGCCUCCUUUUUUUCUUCCUAUUUCUUCUCAAUGCACAUAAUAUUUGAGAUACUUCCUGCAGCAAUGCUUUUACUUGUGCUCUCUCUUGAGAGUUCUCACCUCAACUAGAUGUACAGUGAAAGAAUGUGUUCCUUUUUGCUGUUAAGCACAUCAUGUAUUUGUUCACUUUCAGAAUCUCUCUAGAGUAAACAUGAUGUUGCAACAUAAAAUUAUGUCUACUGUCCAUCUUUCUUGUUGGUGUAUUCACAUUUUGUGGUUUUCUGUC